CUUGCUACAAAAGCCAGAGCGAGACAAUGAAACAAGCCUGAUCGCGAAAAUUCUCAGAUUUUCACCGUCUUUUGAUUUCUCAAAGACUUCUCUCGUACACUCUAAAGCCAAUCAAAAUCCGACCAGGAUCCGAGCCCGAAUCAUCCAGAAAGCUAGCUAUGGCCGAUGGGAAAUCUGUGUUGGCCGUGAUUAGGGCCGCCAGACCAACCUUUAGAAACAAUCACGAUAAACUCGCCUUCUUAGUUCACGCUUCCUUUCUCGCCUCCGGCCACGUGUUGACAGCCACCGGCCCUUCCGCCGAUGAUUCCUUCACCUCUCCCUCUACUGAUGAGGUGGGAAUUGAUCACUGGAAUGAACUCGAAGAUAAUUACGUUUUUGUGUAUAUAAACCCUGAGAAAGGCUCGAAGAAAGUGCUGGUAAAGUGUCUCGUGAUGGGCAACAAGCUGGUCGUGGACGCCUUGGCUCAAGGGGCUUCUGAACCCGUACAUCUCGAAAUUGAUGUUGGGCAAUACAUUGGGGAAGGCAGCACCUCCAAUUACUCUACGCAGUUCAAGAAUUUGGAUAAGCUCGUCAAGUCUUUAGAUACUGAGAUUUUGAGUAAAUUAAAUGUUUCCCCGAAACCAUCAAGUUUGGAAACAGGUGAGAGGUCAAGGCGUAAUAUAAAUGAUUGUGGUGUUGGAAUUUAUGAGCCUACAGGCCCUCAACCUCAUCCUUCAGGAGUUGUACUUCCUCCAGUUGAUCCAGGUGGUAUUAGUGAUCUUUUUCCUGGGUCUGGUGCUGGAAUGUACCCAAGGAGGGAUCCUGGCACUGGUGGCAGCAUGCUUAUAGGACCAAAUGAUCCUCGCUGGUUUGGUGGAGGAAUUGGUGGACAGCCAGGCUUCCUUGGAGGACAACCGGGUGUUCCUCCAGGUGCUCGUUUCGAUCCCUAUGGCCCACCAGGUGUUCCUGGCUUUGAGCCCAACAGAUUUGCUAGGAAUCCUCCAAGGCGGGGCGGUGGGAAUCAUCCAGACCUGGAGCACUUCCCUGGUGGUUCGGAUUUCAUUUAGGUUGCAUUUGGUUAAAGGUUUUUAAGAGUACCUUGGAUGCCUUCAUCAUCUGGAUUGUCUUCCUCCACUAUGAGAAUUCCCCAAGACUUGCAUUUACAAUCAUGGUACAAGUCCUCUUUGUCUUCACAAUGCAGGUACAUUCCGUUCGCCCUUAGUUCUCGGAUUUUCAGUUUGUGAGUCAUUGGACAACCCACAAUCUUCCACUGUCUUUGAUUAUGUCGAUUUGUUCCAUUCUCAGAAUUUGUGUUCUGAUACCAAUUGAUGAUUACCUGACCCUGCACUCCUAUAUUCUACAAAUUAAAGAUUCCAGAAGUCAGCUCCUCCUCUCCUCUGCAGCUACCUUUCAGUGCUAGAUUCUUCCAACAUUCAGCGGUUCAGUGUCCAGUCAACUCCAACACCAAUAAUGAAUAUUGUAAGUGAUUGAGACAAUGUAACAGAGCAUGUAUCACAGCUAUUACUAAUAGAAUUUUGUAUUUAUUUAUCUGAAACAAUGUAUACAAUGAGAUUGAUUACAAA
Molecule: messenger RNA, 1562 nt
Organism: Mangifera indica (mango)
Lineage: Eukaryota; Viridiplantae; Streptophyta; Magnoliopsida; Sapindales; Anacardiaceae
Product: probable proteasome inhibitor
Exons: 10
Coding region: 159-1046 (295 amino acids)
Biological process (GO): proteasome-mediated ubiquitin-dependent protein catabolic process
Molecular function (GO): proteasome binding; endopeptidase inhibitor activity
Source: RefSeq, a predicted model, not a curated record